Hippocampus zosterae (dwarf seahorse) is the source of this 1503-nucleotide messenger RNA. Its product is annotated as guanylyl cyclase-activating protein 2-like. The record is from RefSeq and is a predicted model, not a curated record. Gene Ontology annotation, biological process: visual perception. Bases 256 to 840 code for a protein of 194 amino acids. The transcript is spliced from 4 exons. Gene Ontology annotation, molecular function: calcium ion binding; calcium sensitive guanylate cyclase activator activity. Gene Ontology annotation, cellular component: cone photoreceptor outer segment; photoreceptor inner segment. Lineage: Eukaryota; Metazoa; Chordata; Actinopteri; Syngnathiformes; Syngnathidae.
UGAAACAAAAGUCUUUGCUGAACAUGCUUUCACCUCCACGUUUAGCUCCAAGGCAAACCCACUGAAAGGAAACUCCAACCGUGUAAUCCCAUUUUAAUCCCCAGACCUAACUAAUCACCUGUCUCAAAUGUAAACUGGCUCAGUGGGAUUCCACGGGUUUUACGGGACGUCAGAGUCAAUAAGUUGCCCAGUUGUAGUCGGGACGCUCAAGGAUGGAGGUCAUCCCAACGGCAUAAAAGAACAAAAACACAAACCAUGGGACAGACGCAGCAAACGGAGAACACGGGAGAAAUCGAUGUCAAAGCGCUUCAGGAUAUGUAUAAAAAAUUUGUCACCGAAUGCCCGAGUGGACUACUUUUUCUGCAUGAAUUCAAGCGUUUCUUUGGCGUGAAUCCAACGGGUGAGGCAUCGGAUUAUGCGGAGAAUAUGUUUCGAGCUUUUGACACGAACGGGGAUAACACAAUAGAUUUCCUCGAGUUUGUGGCAGCCUUGAAUCUGGUUUUUCGGGGAGACAUGGAGCAUAAACUGCGCUGGUCGUUCAAGGUGUAUGACAAAGACAACAACGGCUUUGUUGACAAGGAGGAGCUCCGGUCAAUAAUCCACAGCAUUUAUCGCGUCAAGAAAGGCACAAAAGCGGACACCAACGACCAACAUUUCACAGUCGACGACGCUGUGGAACGAAUACUGCAGGCUGUUGACAGAGAUGGCGAUGGUCGUAUUACGAUGGAAGAGUUUAUCAGAGGAGCGCAGCAGGAUCCCUGGGUGCUCAAUAUGCUGAAGUUGGACAUAAAUCCUGUACUCUGGGUUCUCGAGCAGAGGAGAAAGAGCGCACACUUCUGAAAAUGGCAAAAAUACACACGUCAGGCCUUUCCGACAUUGAUAAGACAUUUAAUCGUGGCUGUUAUUGACAGAGGGUAUUCAGCAGAGAACACCUUUUGCGACGGAUUAGAGCAGAGACGGACGGCCUCGGCCUGUUGCCCGACAUCGGCAUGUGACCUCGGAAAUGCAACCUUUUGAAAAAAAUGGUCCGUAAUUCCCAUAAACACACUCCUAAAUCUUGUGGAAAGCUUCAUCGGAAGAGCUGAAGCUAUUCUCGUUGCAACGAGUAGACCUGCGUCUUCUCAAACCUGAUUUAUUAAGAAACAGAUGUUACGAAAGUUCACAAGUGAGUCAAGGCAGGUCUUGCUUUUGGCAAGAGACAGUACCCGUACAUCAAAUGUCUUUUUUGCAUGUAGUUCCAUGCUCAUCGACUGGAAGAUGUGCAAGUGGCUACAAUUAGUUCUAUGGCAAACUUUUAUACCAUGCGAAGUUAAAAUCUCAGAAGACGUAUAAUCUAAAGAAGAUUGUAUAAUCUACCUUAGUUAUUUUUACACAGCGGCGACAACUCAUUUAAUCAAAUACCCAAAUCAGGAAUCAAAUCAGCAAUACCAUUGUUUGUCUUUAAUGUACAUAACGCUUAUAAAGAAUGUCAUGCUGCAAAGCAAGUAAAAAGAUCUCACGUGA